Messenger RNA from Cucumis melo (muskmelon), 1872 nucleotides. Its product is annotated as probable pectinesterase/pectinesterase inhibitor 39. Lineage: Eukaryota; Viridiplantae; Streptophyta; Magnoliopsida; Cucurbitales; Cucurbitaceae. Gene Ontology annotation, biological process: cell wall modification. Gene Ontology annotation, molecular function: pectinesterase inhibitor activity; pectinesterase activity. The coding region runs from base 1 to 1872 and encodes 623 amino acids. The record is from RefSeq and is a predicted model, not a curated record. The transcript is spliced from 4 exons.
AUGUGCUUCUUCAACCUCGUCCCAUUCAUUCAUUCAUUCACUUUCAAUGCAACAGUAUCUUUAGAUGGUUCUAUGAAUCAUUUUAAGACUAUCGCUGCUGCAAUUGCAGCAGCACCAGAUAACUCAAAUACACGAUUUUAUAUUCGUGUAACUCCCGGCACUUACCAUGAGCGUCUUCAAAUUCCACCAACCAAGACCUUCAUUGCUUUGAUUGGCGAUAAUGCACUCACCACCAUAAUUGUCGACGACAGAAGUAACGCUCGUGGAUUCAAGACGAGCGACUCUGCAACCCUUACGGUUAACGGUAAUAAUUUUCUUGCAAAAUCAUUGACUUUUGAGAACUCCGCCGGUCCUCAAAAUGGCCAAGCGGUGGCAGUUCUUGACCAAGCUCACUUCACUGCCUACCACAAGUGCAAGUUCCUAGGUUUUCAAGACACUUUGUACGUUAAAGGCACUCAAUUCUUCAAAGAGUGUGAAAUUUAUGGCAGUGUCGAUUUUAUUUUUGGAAAUGGCUUAGUUAUGUUUCAAGACUGCAACAUCUAUGCCCGAGAACCAAACAGACCCAUCACGGUCACUGCUCAAUCCAAAGAACAACCAAAAGAGGUGAGUGGCUUCUCCUUUCAGAACUGUACUGUCACAGUUUCGUCGGAGAUAGCAGUCAACAAAGCCAACGUUAAGAUUUAUCUCGGCCGGCCAUGGAGGCAAUACUCUAAGGUUGUGUUCAUGGAGUCAUUUCUUGAUGACGAGGUGGUGCCUGAAGGAUGGUCAGAGUGGCCAGGGGUACCGGUAAAUAAUUUGUUUUAUGCAGAAUUCAAUAAUCGUGGUCCUGGAGCAGAUGUCUCAAAGAGGGUUCAUUGGACUGGUUUUCGUGUAUUAGAUAAGCAGUCGGCCUAUCAAUUUACCGUAGAUAACUUUGUAAAUGGAUCUAAAUGGUUGCCUGAAACAGUAUCUUUAGAUGGUUCUAUGAAUGAUUUUAAGACAAUCGCUGCUGCAAUUGCAGCAGCACCAGAUAACUCAAAUACACGAUUUUAUAUUCGUGUAACUCCCGGCACUUACCAUGAGCGUCUUCAAAUUCCACCAACCAAGACCUUCAUUGCUUUGAUUGGCGAUAAUGCACUCACCACCAUAAUUGUCGACGACAGAAGUAACGCUCGUGGAUUCAAGACGAGCGACUCUGCAACCCUUACUGUUAACGGUGAUAAUUUCAUUGCAAAAUCAUUGACUUUUGAGAACUCCGCCGGUCCUCAAAAUGGUCAAGCCGUGGCAGUUCUUGACCAAGCUCGCUUCACUGCGUAUCACAAGUGCAGGUUCCUAGGUUUUCAAGACACUUUGUACGUCGGAGGCAAGUCUCAUUUCUUUAAAGAAUGUGAUGUCUAUGGUACUGUAGACUUUAUCUUUGGAAAUGGCUUAACUAUGUUUCAAGAUUGUAACAUCUAUGCCCGAGAACCAAACAGACCCAUCACGGUCACUGCUCAAUCCAAAGAACAAUUACAUGAAGAAAGUGGCUUCUCAUUUCAAAAUUGUACCGUCACUGUUUCGUCAGAGAUAGUAGCUAGCAAAGCCAACGUCAAAAUCUAUCUUGACCGACCGUGGAGACAAUAUUCACGGGUUGUGUUCAUGGAGUCAUUUCUUGACGAGGAAGUGUUGCCCGAAGGAUGGUCAGAGUGGCCAGGGGUACCAACGAACAAUUUGUUUUAUGGAGAGUUUAAUAACCGUGGUCCUGGAGCAGAUGUCUCUAAAAGGGUUCAUUGGAUUGGGUUUCAUUUGUUAAAUAAGCAGUUAGCCAAUCAAUUUACUAUAGACAACUUUGUUAAUGGAUCUUACUGGUUGCCUGAAACUGGUAUUCCAUUUAGACGUGGAUUUUUUUCUUAA